ACACAUUGAACGCGUCGUGGUUGGGAACAACUGUUCGGAGCUUACCGGUGAUGAAAAUGAGCCACAUUUUUACUGGAAACUCAAACAGAGAGAAAAACAUGGGAUUACAUCUGUAACAUGCCAACGGGAAUACGUCAGACAAGAGAUGGCGUGAACUCAACACUCUCAUGAACGCACAUACUGCAGCUUUUACUUAAAAUAUGUUCUACUGAAGAAAGAAUAUCAUACACAUCUGGGAUGGCAUGAGGCCCCUGCCAGUUUGACUGAAAGAGCCAAGACACAUGAAAGCCGGCACGGUCUGAGCUAAGAGGGAUCAUCCUGGGACACCCCCUGCUUCUGAAGACGUGAAGAGAGAAUGAUGGAGAAAUGGAGAGAGGGUGAUGGGAAGUCAAACGCAUCUGGGAUGGAAUGAGUGUGAGAAAAUUAAGAGAAUUUUUAUUUUGGAACUCUCUAGAAACCGUCUAAAUGGAGAUGGCGUAUUUCAAGAACAAUUUUUGGGGAGAGAAAAAUGCUGGUUUCGAUGUUCUCUACCACAACAUGAAGCAUGGACAAAUUGCCACCAAAGAGCUGGCUGAGUUCGUGCGUGAGAGGGCGGCUAUUGAGGAAACCUACUCGAAAUCCAUGAGUAAACUGGCCAAGAUGGCUAGCAAUGGAAGCCCUCUAGGCACGUUUGCCCCCAUGUGGGAUGUGUUCCGUGUGUCCUCGGACAAAGUGGCCCUCUGCCACCAGGAGCUCAUGAGAAAGAUGAACGACCUAAUCCGUGACAUCAACAAGUACAGUGAGGAGCAGGUCAAAAUUCACCGCAAGACGAAAGAGGAGGUGAUUGGGACUCUGGAGGCAGUCCAAUCUCUUCAGGUGCAGAAUGCCCACCUGCAGAAGUCCAGAGAAGGCUACCACAGCAAGUGUGUAGAGCUGGAGAGACUACGCAAAGAGGGAGCGCCUCAGAAAGAGCUGGAAAAGGCUGAACUGAAAUCUAAGAAGGUGGCUGAGUCUUUUGCGGCAUCUAUAGAGAAGUUUAACCGUGCUGGAGGAGACUUUGAACAGAAGAUGAGUGAAUCAGCACAGAAAUUUCAGGAUAUUGAGGAGGCUCAUUUACGACAGAUGAAACUACUGAUCAAAGGAUAUUCCCACUCCAUUGAAGACACGCACGUACAGGUUGGGCAGGUCUAUGAGGAGUUCAAGCAGAAUGUGGAGAACAUUGGCACUGAGAACCUCAUUCAGAAGUUUACAGAGCAGAAGGGAACGGGGAAAGACAGACCAGGUCAAGUCGGGUUCGAGGAGUAUCUGUCCUCACUGGUACCUGAGAACAGUAAAAAGAGUCGUGCGAAAGCCUUCAGGAUCCCUGGCUUGGGAAAGAGAGACAAGGAGCCUGACUCUACGGAUUCAGCUGUCGCAGAUGCUCUUAACUCGCCCCUCGAAGUGGACGACGAGGGCUUUGUGAUACGUGCUGACGUCAAACAGAAUGGUUGUGCUGCUGAGGACAAAGAAGCCAAUUUUUACUCCAGUGACUCGGACUUUGAUGAUGAAGAACCCAAGAAAUUUCACAUUCAGAUCCGACCGUUCACCAGCAGUAGCCGUAGCAACUCGGCAGCUAAUGAACUUGAACUGAAGGCCACAGUGGGGGCGUUGACCCUGGCCACUAACAGAACGGUGUCAGUAAAGAAGCAGCUCUCACGAAACUCCAGUUCAGCUGGUCGAUCUGAAGGGGAAGGAGAAAGUGUUCCCCAGAGAGAUGGAGAACAUGAGGGUCUGCGCAUAUCCACAUCCAGCCCAGACCACAGCAGGUUGAGCUCCACAGCAUCCGGUUCUGAUGCUCUUUUUGGACCUCCUCUGGAGUCAGCCUUUAAAUCCCACAGCUUUAAUGGCAGAGUGCAGCUCCAGAAUGCCUUUGCUGCAUCUGAAUAUGCAGCGUUUUCCUCUGAUUCAUCCUCUCCUGAGAAUGUGGAGGACUCUGGGCUGGAUUCACCUUCCCGUCAGCCUCUUGGGAUGUCCCCAGAGCCCACUGGUUGGGCAGCCUGGCCCCCUACUCGGUCUCAGUCUAAAGACUCUGUGAGCAAGGGCCGAUCCACUGACCCCUUUCUAGCUGUGUACCGUGAUCCCUCGCCGGGUCGGUCUCCUCUCCCACAAGACGACCCCACCAAGGCCUGGCCUUCCAAUCUACAUUCUCCACGUGCACCACCCGACAUCGAGCCCACCACCUUCAGCUUCCCGGCAUUCUCCCACAGCCUUGCAUCUUCGGAACUGGAACCCUCUGUCUGGAGUUGUAAACACAUCCCACCCGAGGACCCCUUCUUUGCUGCUUUUGAGCAGUUGGCCUCCAAGGGUAACCUGCCUCCACCUGAUGCUUGGGCCCUGCCUCCCCCUCGACCAACCAGGGACAGUAGAGGUGUGGAGGGCCGUAUCGACCCCUUUUACAUCUCUCUAAAUGACACUAAGACCCUACCUCCCCCUUCCUCUCUGCGCAAGGACCGAGAAAGGAAAAGAGAUUGUAGUGUCCCACCUCCAGAGUCACCUGACGAUCCAUUCGCCAUUACUAUGAUUGGCAGUCCGACACAUCAGUCGUCGCUGGCAGUGCAAGCAGCUGCUCAAAGCAGAGGCAGUGGGAAUAGGCCGACGCCCAGUCCUAACCCCGCCCCCAGUUCUCAGCCGAAGAAAGAGCUGGUGAACUGGAACUCUGUGCAUAACCCCUUCAGUGAGGGUGUUCAGAACAAUAGCACCAUCACUCAAGAGUCAACCAGAAAGCAGAAAUCUUUCAACAUUGAGCAUCACAGGAAUGGACCGCCGCUCACACGGCAUUCAGGGCCGCAGGAGGACCUCUGCUUCUCUACGGACAAAGACCAGAACUGCCUGGAAAGUAACACACAACCAGUCCACCAGCAUAGUUUCAGGCAGGACAGCACUGAGCGUCUGGCAUUGGCUCCUCCUCGCUCAGUUCGGUCGAAGCGCUCCUCAGGCAGACUCAGUGGCUGUGAGCGGUCUAGGUCACUGUGCUCUUCUCCGCUGCCUGACCCCAGCCCUCCCCUCACCUCCUCAUCCUCUUCCAGCCCCAGUGAUUGGGGGGUGCAGAACCGCGUUCCCAGCCCAGCCCGAGGUUUGUCUCGAGGACCCAGUCCCAUUUCUCUGAGCACUCAGGAGUCCUGGCCUGUGGCUGCAGCCAUUACAGAGUACAUUAAUGCCUACUUCAAAGGAGGAGAACACAACCGCUGUCUAGUUAAGAUCACCGGUGACCUCACUAUGUCAUUUCCUGCUGGCAUCACCCGCCUUUUUACAGUAAACCCCAACACACCAGUACUAAGCUUCCGAUUGGUCAACAUUUCUCGAGUGGACCACAUCUUACCCAAUCAAAAGCUACUCUACAGUGAUCCGUCUCAAAGUGACCCAGGCUCCAAAGAUUUCUGGUUCAACAUGCAGGCCUUAACACUCCACCUGCAGAGAGAGGCGGAGCUCAACCCACAGGCCUCCUAUUACAAUGUGGCUCUGCUUAAAUACCAGGCAUCGUCUCAGGAUCCAGGUCGUGCUCCUCUUCUGCUGUCUGCAGAGUGCCAGCGUAGUGGCACGGUGACCCGUGUGUCUCUGGAUUACCACUGUUGCCCCGCGACUGCCCCGGCCACCCAGCUGACCUCGGUACAAGUGCUGCUGCCUCUUGAUCACACCGCCACAGACUUGCAGUGCCAGCCAACUGCAUCCUGGAACACGGAGGAAAGACGACUACUGUGGAAACUGCCUAACCUCUCCCCAACCAAUCAUAGCAAAGGCUCUGGCACAUUGUGCGCCAGUUGGCAGUGCCUGGAGGUGCCCCGCGGUCCUCCCCCAAGUCUGGCCGUGCAGUUUGUGGGUUUGGGGGCUUCUCUCUCAGGCAUGGACGUGGAGCUGGUGGGUAGCCGGUACCGCAUGUCACUGGUGAAAAAGAGGUUUGCCACAGGAAAGUAUAUGGCCGGUUGUUCUUUGUGAGAGAGGUGAUUGUGCCUGGUCCGGUACCACAGAGGCACAACAACAUUUGCACUUUUUAACCCCCCUGGGCUGGUGGAGCUGUCCACGUGCUACAGUCCUGUAGAAGAGUUCAUAUUGUACAGAGAGUGUGACAUAUGGGAAAUAGCUAAUACCCAUGAUGCAUUACUCUAGGAAAAGUAUGAACUGGAAAUGGGGGCCACAACCAGCCUGAGAUUUGGUGAUCCGUUAUUGGUCUAUGAACGCUGAACAGAUUAUAAUCUCUCAAAAACGUAUCUUUUAUCUGUAUAGAAUUGUUUGUUCUGUGCGCAAACUAUACCUUUAACAAUUGCAAGUUUGAAAAACUGGAUGUACAUUUUUUUCAUUUUUUGUGAAAAUGUGUGAAUAAGUAUAAACAUGUAUAACAGAUAUGAAAAUUCUAAAAUUAUAUUGACAGAAAAAUUGUCUUUCAUGUUCAUGUUUGAGUAUUCAAGAAAAAUGUAAUAUGAAAAUCUUGUUUGAGUCUAUUUUUUAAAUUUACUGUUUUUAGUUUCGUCUUCCCAUAAGAAAUAAGCCAAAUUCACUUUAAAUCAUGUGCAGGAUAUAAAUUAUAGAAAUCAAUAAAUACUAGUUACUAAUAAAAAUGCCAAUUCUUGAUAUCAGAAAUUGAAUUAUUACUAGUUAAAAUGUGCUAAUUUUUGAUAUCAGAAAUUACAUUUGCGCUAGUAAAAACUUUAAUUCUUGAUAUAAAAAGACGUCAUUACUUACAGAAAUACACAUUCUUGAUAUCAAAAACUGAAUUUUAGUUUUGACAUCCGUAACUACAUUUUCACUAGUCAACUUUCACAAUGAGCUUUCAUACAAUCGCAAGCCUUUUUAACAAUUUAAUCAU
Myxocyprinus asiaticus (Chinese sucker) is the source of this 4819-nucleotide messenger RNA. Its product is annotated as F-BAR domain only protein 1-like. Gene Ontology annotation, cellular component: plasma membrane; cytoplasm; clathrin-coated pit. Lineage: Eukaryota; Metazoa; Chordata; Actinopteri; Cypriniformes; Catostomidae. The coding region runs from base 466 to 3951 and encodes 1161 amino acids. The transcript is spliced from 30 exons. The record is from RefSeq and is a predicted model, not a curated record. Gene Ontology annotation, biological process: clathrin-dependent endocytosis; clathrin coat assembly.